UGUGGAGGUGGGCAAAUUUCAACUCAAUGCGCGCUAUUAGAUUCUUCUUCUUAUUUUUCUUCUUUCUGUUGUUGUUUUCAAGUCAGUUCUCGUAAAAGGUUAGUAGCAAUUGUAAUAUUCCCCAUUUCGCUAGUCCCUAUUUACAAUUCUGGAUAACAUAUAUGGGAAAUAUCGAUCGAUCGAUAGUAAAAAGGAAAAUUAAAAAGCAGAAAGAUGGUGAUAGUAACUUCUUAAAAAUAUACAAAACAAGGCAGUAUGAAGUUGAACUAUUCCAGAAACAGAUGACAUCAACAUUUAUCCAUGUGAUGUAUGUAAUGUAGUCGAAUACGUUUCUUCAUUGAAGGAUCGAUCACCUGUAUUGAGUCAUUACAGCUUGACACACACAAUGCCAACAAUAAAGACAACUGGAGUUUCGAAGGAUAAUUGUGCGUAAAUUAAAAUAUUACAUCAUAGAACUUCAAUAUUGAUAAUAAUAAUAAUAGUAAUAAUGGGAACUGUACUUUCAGCACUGUCUACAGAUGAAUCCGUACAAUAUUCUUUUGCUACACCAAGACGAACAACACUGAAUGAUUCGCAUAGAAGAAAAGAUUUUAAAUAUUCGCUUGCACACAAUACAACAGGUUAUCAAUACAAUAAUCUGUGCGAAUCAACACAGAAACAGGCGAACAAUAAUAAUAAUAACAAACAGCCCAUUAAAACAACUUUACUGAUUCCAAAGUCUUAUGAAUUGAUAUCUGAUAAUAAUAAUAAUACUAAUAAUAACAAUCAUAAUGAUAGCUGCAUAGAGUCGAAUAAAUCAAUAAAUUCAGGGAAUAAUAAUAACAUGUUCAGUUUGAAACGAUUAAUCAUUUCAAGUUUGUCACGUAAAACAAAAGUUGCUGAUAGUUGUAACGGUAUCCUACCGAAUAUGCAAAUGACAAGUGAAAGAUUCCAACGACUGUCUAUAGCUUCAGAUCGAAGUAAUCCUAUGGAGUCAGGUGAGCAUCAGAUGGAAUCUAGAAGAUAUCUGGGAAAUUCAACAAGUCGAUCAACAAUUGAAAUUCCUAUCUAUUAUUAUCAGCAACAACAACAGCAAGAGCAACAACGGCAACACCACCACCACCAACAACAACAGACUCCACAACAAUUCCUCUACUCUGGUAGUGAUGGGGAUGGUGAUGAUUCAACGAAAAUCCCAAUGCCUACUGGUUUAAGACCAGUCACUUAUACACAAACUUCCGGUAUAUCAUCACAAAAUCCUUAUUGGCUUAAUUCAAAUGAUGUUAUGACUGAUAGUAUAACUCGUGAAUAUCAAACCUCAUCUUCUUCGGGACAGAAAUCCCUAAUUAACUUCAAUACCUCAUUCAUUCAACAACAAGAUUCAACACACCUUCCAGAGGAUUAUUGUGGACAACGUAGACAAUUAUCUGAACCAAAUUCUCGAUUGAAACAUCGUUAUUCACACUGUUUAUCAACAGAUAUCAAUGGAAAAUGUUGUCCUACACAUCAUAAUCCACAAUAUUAUCAUCAACCUCGUCGUCAUGACAACAUCACUACUAAAAUGAAUAUGACUGGUGGUCAUUUCAGUACUACAGUCUCUUAUACGCCAAGUCUUAUUGAUUUAAGAUGGCCAACAAAGUUUAAAUCUUUGCAUAGAAAAGACUCUAAUGAACAAUUAUGUGUAAAUAGUUCACCGUAUUCUUUUAUUGAUAAUAAUAAUAAUAAUAAUAAGGAUGGGCAAAACUUUCAGAAUAGUAAUUACACAUAUCCCCCGACGACAUUCAAUGUAUGCGAGGCUGGAACAAUGCCUAGUCAUCAAGGCUAUCAUGACAAAUCAUCACCAAUGGAUCCUUAUUAUACACAACAAUACCAUGUACAACCUUAUCCAAUUUAUCAUUAUGCCCAUGAACAACAACCUUAUCAAAAUCCCAGUAAUAAUAAUAACAAUAAUAAUAAUGGCAAUGAUAGUGAAAAGUUAAAAGAAUAUACCCCAUGGAAUCGAAAUGAUACCUCCCCAGGAGCACGUAGUUGUAGCACCUAUGAUAUACCAUUCCCUGUUUAUUAUAAUUAUGACAAUCACAGAAUGAAAGGGAAUUCUACCUUGUCAGUAGAAAAAGAGCAUAUCGUGCCGCUUCCUGUAACUUUAUGUCCUUCUUCUACUUCUAUAAUGACUGCUACUACAACUACUAAUUCAAAUCGUCUUCAAACUGGUUGUGUAAGUGAAGGUUUAACACCUGAUAUAUUGGAUAUACCUAACACGAAUAACAAUAACAGCACCACCACCAACAACAACGGGAUGGGGAACGGGAACACCAAUCACGGAAAAUAUGUCCAAUUAUCAAGUAAAUUUGGUAGACGUUUAACUGAAUUUGGUGAAGAUUUAAUCUGUCCUGAAUCGCCUAUACAUGUACAACGAAAAACAGCAAUAACAGGAUUUGAUAAAUAUCGAAAUAUUACAAAAUCAAUAUCAUGUUAUGCUUUAAAACUUUUCACUCAUCAUAGUAAUACUGCUGCUAAUACGAACAAUAAUAAUAAUUCAUGUCAACAGAAGUGUAAAAAACUUUCUGUUGAAUCGACAGGUUUAACAAAAUCUUCUUUUCGAACAAAUGAUAUAGCCUAUGACAGGAAAAUGUUUAAACAACGCACUGAAAGAAAAUCAAGUGAUCGGGUGAAACGGAACUCUUCACAACGUGAUAUUGGAACAUUGAAAGGAUAUCAUCAACAGAUGAAUGAAAGUAAUCUAAUGCCGGACACAUUGACAUCGACAAAUAAAACAAGUAUGAGCAAUAAUAAUCACAAUAAUUCAACUAUACAAUAUCGAAACAGUGAUGCUCAAUCAACUGAUCGUGUUAAAUGUUUCAAUUAUCGAAAAGCAAUCAGUAAAACAAGCGGAAUUUAUGGAUUAUUUGAAAAUUUAAAAUCUGAUCAUAAAAUUGAUAAAAAUUCGAAUAUGAUGUAUUUUAGAAACUACAGUCAUAAUGAAAGAUACUAUUAUGAAUUGAAUAAUUCUAUGAUGAAUGCAACAAUUGCGGGGACGGGUUCUACAGCGACUACUACUACUACUACAGGAACAGCAGGAGCAACAACAACAACAGCAGGGACCACGAUAACACCUAACAUGUGUAAUUUCUUUCGACAGCCAAUAUUCAAGGCGAGUACAGGUGAAUUAUUAAAAUAUUUAUCAUUUUUUAUUGUUUCCCGUAUCCAAUUAAAUUUAAUCGAGAAUUCAAAACGUUUGCAUAAUUCAAAUUCAAAUCUGCAUAAUAUUCAACCAUCGAUUAUUGUUGCAUGGAUUCGAUCUAUUGAUCGGGCUCUUAUAUUACAAGGUUGGUCUGAAGUAGCAUUUAUCAAUCCUACACAUAUUGUCUUUUUAUAUAUGAUGUUAAAAACAUUCAUUGAAAAUGAUCACAAUAUUCAUACUGAACGGGAAUUACACACAAUCAUUAUGGCUUGUCUUUAUUUAGCCUAUUCAUAUAUUGGUAAUGAGAUUAGCUACCCUCUAAGACCAUUCCUGAUUGCUGAGGCAAAUCAAUUGAUAUCUCAUUCAGAUAGCAAUACUAAAAAGUCUUUGCUGAAUACGACAACAGAUUCAGGGACAGGAGCAGGAGGAGCUGGAGCAACGACAGGCACUAAUAUUGAAAGUUGUUUAAAAUCGAAAGUUAUCGAUGAGGUACGUAAUCGUUUUUGGCAAUAUGUAAUACGUGUUGUAAAUGAGAAAUCCUCAGAUAUGCUACGUAUUAACGCUGAUCCAAUGUUAUUUACACAAAUGUUUAAAGAAUUAACCUCUUAUGAGAGUAUAUUUGUACCAAUGAAAUUGCCCACUGUGAAUCGUAAUCAUAAACAAUGACAAUGAGGUAAUCAUCGAUUGUCAAUAAUAAAAAUAAUAAUAAUAAUAGACUCUAUGUAUAUUACAAAAACAGAUAACUAUGAUCGGCGCCAUAUUGUAGCGAAUAGACGCACACAUUUAUUCAUAUAGUUACUCAAGAUUCUACACAUGUAUGCCCAUGGGGUAAAUACUACCCAGUUGCUUUACACACGCACAAUCGCUUACUAAGAGGUAAUAAGUAGUGAGAUCAUAUUUAGUGUAAAAACGUUCUAGUCUAUUAAAUAAUCACAAA
This is a messenger RNA of Trichobilharzia szidati, 4097 nucleotides long. NCBI's taxonomy places the organism in Eukaryota, Metazoa, Platyhelminthes, Trematoda, Strigeidida, Schistosomatidae. The record is from the annotation of a GenBank genome assembly.